This is a messenger RNA of Porites lobata, 6566 nucleotides long. The record is from the annotation of a GenBank genome assembly. Lineage: Eukaryota; Metazoa; Cnidaria; Anthozoa; Scleractinia; Poritidae.
AUGGAGUGUUUGAUUGGUAUUCAAGGUCCUGAUUUUGUCCUAGUGGCUAGUGAUUCUGCGAGUGGGAGAAGUAUUAUACGCAUGAAAGAUGGUAAGACAUAAUAUUUUCUAUCUUUUCUUAGAUAUUAAUGACCAGAGUUGCAUUGAUUAUAACGAAAAAUUAGGUGACAGAGUCCUGUACCGCCAUGAGGCGCGCUAGUGUCAUGACUCAGUAGUUUUGUGUUGAGUUUGUUUCGCAUAACUGUUUGACGAAAAUUUCCUGUCAAUAGUUAAAAAACUACUGUGCUGUAUUUUGCCUUGUUGUUGCCUUUCUAUAUCUUUAAACUAAGCAGUUCCUUUCAAUAUGCAACCAGAAUUAAUGAAUUUCUGGUGCAACAUGUACUGUCACUUUCCUGUUUUAUUCUGCUGCUGUUAAGCAUAAUUGUACUGUACAAAUUAAUCAUGAAAAUUUUGGAAUCAGUGUAAAAUCCCAUGUGUGAUUUAUUAAUAUUCAAAUGCGCUUUUCAUCAGCUUUGUAAAAUGAGUGGAGAAAAUUUGAGAAUUUGCCUUAGGGGAUGAGGAAUGUCCCCAGGGUUAAGUGCUUCUCAAUGAAAAAUCCCCCUGAUAUCCAUACAUCUACCUCAUACAGGAUUCUUUUGACUGACGAGAAUUUUUACAAUAGCUGGGGAUCAAACUUUACUAAUUCAUUUUAGGCUUGGCAGGGCUCUAAAUAAUUUCCGGAGAGUCUCAGGACUCGAUGACCGGGCCAAAUUCCUUUUUGCUUGGUCACGCAUCAUUUCUGGCCAGUCAAAUUUAUAAGAUAAAUAACUCUUAAAGCAGGGGCCCAUGAACCAAAACUGGCGUUACAUAUUUCCGAAAGUCAUUUUUUAGAGCUUAAAGCAGUUUAAAGUACUCAUUGUCAACAAUGAAAAACAAUACACAAUAAAUUACAGCAGAGAAAUGAAAAUAAGCUUAUGUUUCAAUGCGCAAAUUGUAAUCAACGGUUCUAGUUGCACGUUGCCCAGGAUUUCAGAUCAAAGUUCUGCAAUACACAGUGUCUGACUCGCUACAUGCUGACUACAACUGAACAGCAUGGAAAUUUUAAUUUGUUUCAUCCAUACAUCUACCUCAUACAGGAUUCUUUUGACUGAGGGGAAUCUUUACAAUAGCUGGGGAUCAAAUUUAACUAAUUCAUUUCUGGAGAGCCUCCGGCCACAAUGACUGGGCUAAAUAUAUUGCUUGUCGCCCAGGAUUUCAGAUCACAAUAAUUCUGUAAUACUCACUACAUACUGAUAGACAACUGAACAGCAUGGAAAUUUUAAUUUAUUUCAUUUUCAAUACGAUUGAAUUUGAACAGUCAACAUGACUGGUCAACUUCCCAAUCAGUCCGGACAUUGUUCAUUGACCGGCCGUUCUUUCGAGCCCUGCUUGGAGAAGUAAUAUAACACCUUUGUACUAAAAAGUCAGUACUAUAUUAGAACCUCUGUACUAUUCACCAACCCAAGAAAAACUCCCCUACACUUAACUUCUACAGAUCAGGACAAAAUGUUCAAGUUAAGCAGUAAAUUGCUGAUGCUGGUUACUGGUGAAGCGGGGGACACAGUUCAGUUUGCAGAGUACAUGGAAAAAAAUAUACAGCUUUAUAAAAUGAAAAAUGGUAAGCCUUGUAUAAAGAGGGAUGAACACUCUGUCUUUUAGUUAUUGCUCUAUCAUAUAAAAAUUUGGUUUAGUUAUAACUGAGUUGAUAAGAUGGUUAGCCUCCAAAGCCUAAAAUGUAUAAGUAUCCUUACUUAUUAAGUGUCUUAACCCAUUUGCCCCCAAACGAUCUGUAACUGUCCAUGCAAUAACGUGUGCAGAGGGAAGAGAUCUUUCAAACCAUACAAGCAUGGGCAUGAUUCAGUCAAGGAGACCAGAGAAAAAACACAAAAAAACCAUGAAAGGUUGAUGAUCUUGAUGAUCUUGAUGAUCUUGUACCACUACUCUGACAUCUGCACUUCCUGAAGCUUUCCCUGAAAGAAAAUCCAUGAAAGGUUAAAGUUAAGUUUGCUGUGUCACUGUUAACCCCAAAAACCUUUAGAAAUUUUGCUUUCUGCACAUGCCUUAACUUCAAAAGCUGAUAUUUUGCAUCCAGAAAUGGAGGCAGCAAAGUACUUGACCAGUAAGUGUGUUUUUGUGCAGACAUUGACCACAGAAUGGCUCGACUAACUUCUGAAGGUUUUUUUUGGCAAACUCUCCGGGUAAAUGGGUUAAUACCAUCGUUUUUUCCAACCAAUUAAAACUAACCUCUUAAAUGAAAAUGUUUUUAGGAUAUGAGCUCACCCCCCAUGCAGCAGCCAACUUCACAAGACGUAACUUGGCAGAUGCACUACGAAGUUCUGUGAGUAGUAAAACAUACAAAUUAAGUUCACAAGUGUAAGAAAUUUGUUAGCUAUAUCAUAUAUCUACUCAUUCAAGACACUUCCUGGCUUUUUUCAUUGAUUUUGUUUCAUACAGUGGGACAUACUUUAGUCUGUAGUUUACAAGACUAUGGUCAGAGUUCUCAUAAUAGAUAUUCAUCUAAGAGAACAUCUCUGCUUUUGACUGCCAUGGCAAAACCCCAUUUGAAGGGGUGAAUAGAAAACAUCCCCAAAUAACUCCUGAUCAAAAUGUCAAAUUCUUUUAUUCAAUUUCAAAGGGAAUAUAGCAGAUCUACCUUGAGGUUUCAUUUCUGGAACCCCUUGAAGAUUAUUUGGGGUUAAAAUUAGCCACAAGCAAGGAUGGCACAGUUAAUCUGAGGCCUUUGGUGCAAGAAGUCCCAAGUUUGAUCCCUGGUGACAUUACAUCCUUGUUUCAACAUCUCUCCUUUCUGUUUAGCUUUAAAUUCUGGAUUCCAAAAGCACGAAUUUUCAAGAUUACCAAAUCCAGAUUUCUAUACAUGGGGCAAUUUGGAGUAUUCCGCAUGAGGGUGCUGUUCCAACCCACACUGCUUUUGUACAGGUUUCACUGGAUUUUGUUUUGGUUUACACUGCAGUAUUCUACCCCAAAAAGAACACUGUGCUUCAUAAACAGUAGCCUAUGUAGCAGGCACUUGAAAGUAAUGGGUGCAAGAAAGAAUGGGGUGGGCCCGGUUCUUUCUUGUUAUUUCUUCCUUAUUAUUUCCAAGCACUUGCUAUGCAGGCUAUAUAAACAGGAAAUAUGUGAAAAGAAGGCACCUGAUUUUGAUAAAAGCAAAAAUAAAAUAUUAUUAUUGUGAGUGUGCAGACCAUCAAUUAUUGUUGAUGGUCUGCACACUCACUCCACUUGUGUGUAACAAGUGGAUUAUUUGUCUAAAUGUUCCCUUUUCAUUAACUUGAACUCUAGUCUGCGUACAUGGUCAAUAUGUUGAUAGCUGGGUAUGAUGAAGCAAAUGGCCCAGAACUCUACUUCAUGGAUUGGCUAGCUUCUCUUCAAAAAGUAAGUAUUUUAUAUUUCAUUGGUGAGAUCCUAGUGCCUUUGUUAUACUUUUACUUUCUGUCACACUGCUAGCAGAGUCCUUCUAAGUUCGACAGUUCACUUGCUUGAUUUUGGCAUACUCCAAAAAAGGACUCUGCAUGAAUUGAGUAAGCUCUUUGUUAUGCAUGUGCUGCUUGAUGCUAGAGCAGUGUUCUUGGGACAGGGGGCUCAGUUAUAACCAUCGAUUUAUCAAUAAAUGGAUGCUGGCACGCGGAAAACCGGUUUGGUAUGAGAAAACAAGAUUGGUUAGUCCAGAUGUUCAGGCUGCAGUGACUUACAGGCUUAAUGUGAUUCAGGCAGAACCUCCUGUUCUCCUCCUCGAUCAAGAAGACAAGAGGAGACUUGCUCACGGGUUGAGUUUCUAUGUUCCCAUGUGUUUUAAAUCCAUCCUGGUGCACAAGGUAUCCUUCUGUGUUCCUUAAACUUUUCUGACCUUGUUUUCCUUAUAACAGGUACCAUUUGCUGCCCAUGGCUAUGGAUCAUUUUUUUCCUUGAGUAUUAUGGAUCGUUAUUAUAGACCAGGUUUGCUUUGAACAAAGUUUUUUCAUAACUCUAUUAGCUAAGCAUAGUGCAGCAUAGAACACGAAACUUAUUCCCAGCUGAAGAAAGAAUGUUGAAAAGUAAUUUUCCAUAACUUGGUGGAGAGAAACUGAGGUACUGAUUGGACAAUCGAACAAUACCUUUUUUCUAUCUUAGGGUUUACUUGGGCAGGAAAAUGAUCUGAUUUGAUCUUCUCAUCUAUUGGCUGCUGAAACAAAUAACAAACACUUUUUAAUAAGUUUUACAAACCGUUUCGCAAGGUCAGAAGAAAAUCGCACCAUGAAAGACUUGCUUUGUGAAGGAUCAUUUAGCAAAAUCACUCAACACUGCUAGAAAGAACGCCUUACAAUUAGUAAACUUACCAAGUUUGAAAGUGUUGCAUGCGUCUUAAGCGAGCAAAGUUAUAGCCCCACAAAACUGGAAAAUUAGCUUACCGUAAAUCCUCUAUUAAGCGCCCCCUCUCAAAUAAGCCCCCUUCCCUCUAAUAAGCCCCACUUUUCAUGGGAAGAAAGUUAAUUUGAUUCUCAUCCUCGGCUGCGGGACCUAAAACUUCUAUCUUGUACUUGAGCUUUUCCACUUGUAUUCUAGUUCUUUAUGGAGAACUGAUUCCAUCAUCGUUUCUAGAUUAAAUAAGCCCCCCCCUCUCAAAUAAGCCCCCCUUAAAUGGGCUUGAAAUAAAUAAGCGCUCCUGGGGGGGCUUAAUACAGGAUUUACGGUAUGUAUGUUUGUAUGGUGGGGGGGGGGGGGAGAGUUGAGCACCCAAACUUGCCUUGAUGAGCUAUAUCUUUGUACGUUUUCAACAAAUCACUUUCAAACUUAGCAGUUUUACUGAUUUAGAGGCGCUCUUUCCAGCGGUGUCGACAGAUUUUCCAUAACUGAUCCAUGUCAAAAGUUCGGAAAAAAUAUCAUGGAAAGGUCUCAGACCUUCCAACCCCCAUGGUUUGACCGUGAGACUCACGGUUUGGGCAAUCAACUCACGGUGUCACGAUUUACAGCCCCCAAAUCUGAUAGUGAAACAGAAAAUCUUAAAAUUGCCGGACAAGUAAGUUCUCUUACAAUGAAAUGACGACCUCUGACUUUUAUUGAUCACUAAAUUUGUUGGUGAAUUCUUUUUUCUUCUGUUAAUUAUAGUAAAUUAAAAAGUGAGCGAUCGAGACAAUCAGACUGAACAAAGUUUUUAUUCAGUGAUUUUUCUUCAUCUUUUUAAAAACAGGUUUAACUCGUGAGGAGGCAAGAGAGCUUCUUCAGAAAUGCAUUGAAGAGGUAAAUUAACAGGUCCUCUCUCAUGUUCAAUUUCCCAAUAGAAAGCAAGCAAGCUCUCCAAUCCCCUCUCACUGGUAUCUCCUUUCGCGUGCGGCUCUCGCGUGACUUCUCGCGACUCUACCAAAUGGAGAGCUUCCUUGGCUAUUUUUUCUACUUGAGAGAGCAACAAGUCAUUUUUCUUUAUUGCAUCAAGAGAUUAAAACAAAGCUCUCGUCUUGAGCAACUAUUUCAGAACAUAUAUUUACAACCUCAAGUAACAAUUUGAUCUCUUGUCCUAUUUUGGGGGUCAAAUAAGCUGUGAUCACAAAAGGCACAAGCCUCACCGGUCGCUUUGUUUCCAUAGACAUAGACAAAUGGGUACCGACGACAUACUGCUGUGGGGUAACCCUGCGAUGGACUAGCAUCCCGUCCAGGGGGGAGUGGCAAUACUCCUAGGCAUGCUCCAUGCUAAGGAAACCGGGAUAAGCUUCCGUCGUUUUAAUGGCAUAAUGAACAGCUCUACUGGUUAAACGAUCGCAGUUUUGUCACUCAGAGUUCUUCGACGAGAACUUAUAACUUUUGAAGACCAAUUUUCAAGAACCACUAGACAUACGUUUUUUGAGUUGAUGGUUUCCUUUCUUCUCCUGUUUUAGGUCCAGAGGAGAUUUCUUGUCCGUCUUCCCGAUUUCUUCAUAAGAAUAGUCGAUAAAGAUGGCGUCCAUGAUGUUUCUAUCCCCUCCCAAAACUGAGAAAGAAAAUCAAACAAUAGCAAAAAAAGUUACCAGUCGCUAUAACUUUUAGCCCGCGUGGCACGCGCGUGAAAGAUGAAGGAAACAUAGAACGCGCGACAACGCAAGGGACGUGCGAGGGAGUGACUGAAAAAAGCUCUACUUCUCUCCACUGCCCUUCGCGCUUCACGCGAAUGCAACCCACUUACCCUUCUCUUUCUUGCGCCUGCAACACGUUCUACAACAUGGUGUGUGAAAUAAUGUGGACAUCCUCGCUUAACUUAUCGUGAAAUGUUCACUUUAGAAACACUGUGGCUAUCUUGUUUUUGUACUUUUCUUGUGCACAUUGUAAGAAUAAAUUCGAAGAAACCAAUAAGUUCCUGCCAGCUGUUUUAUUUGAAGGUUUUUUUUAUGAGGCGGUGGUUACUUUUGAUGUAAAGACGAAGCCUGAAAGUUAACGUCUUUGCAAUUUUAAUCCUCACAUUUAAAACUUAAUUUAAAGAUACAUUUCACGCUUCCGGCUUUCUUCAGUGUUAACCACAGUUAGGAAAAAGGUUUAAAUGCCCGCAUGAAAUGCAUGUGAUAUGAUACCUGUUUAUUGGUCAA